AAAAAAGCCGCUCAAUUUCUCAUAAUUUUUGAUAGAGAGUUUUCACGCUUUUACGGCUUUUCUUCAAGUGAAAAAUCGUGGAAAACAUUUCAAAUAGUUAGAGUAAAGUGUCUGUUGUGUUGUCUGUGAGAAAAUUAUCCGAUUCAUCGUGAAAAUUUUGAGAAAACUGCAUAAUUUGGAAGGUCAAAGGAGGCUUGGGUUGAAAGUGCGCCAUUUUUCUCAUCCUUUAGUAAACUUUUAGGACUUUUUAGUGAUUUUUUGUGAAAUUCUAUUCCCGAACGAAUCCUGAGGAUUGUUUGAAGUAUUCGGAAUCUCUAUAAGAUAAAGUGAACCAUUGAAGAUUCAUUUUGGAGGAACAUAUUUUGAUUUUUCAAGACUUUCGACGAGUUCUUUACGAAGUCGACGAGUGCUAAAGAAAAUUCACCACCUUUGUUUUGUUUUGGUCUUUUCAUCAAUCAGACAGAAAUUUAAUGCAAAAAGAAAGUGUUUUUAAGUGAAUUAAUAACAAAGAUUAAGUGAUAAUUACUAGAGGAGCAGACUCCUUUAAUAUCUGACAGGAUGGUGGGCAAAUGCAUCGUGAAGAAUUGCGAUAACAGCAAUAGCGUUUCGAGGGCAAAACCAUCAGAGGUUGGCUUUGCGUUUCAUCGAUAUUUUUGUGGCAGUGUUACGAGUCAUACGAUGAGCAGUCGUUUGAGGAAUCUCUGGAAGGAACGACUGAAUUUGGCUAAAUCGUAUGUAUUCAGUUCAAAUGAUGUCAUUUGCAGCCUUCACUUUAAGCCAACAGAUUUGCUCCGAAAAUCUCAGGGCGUGACGCUACUGAAACUAGGAGCAAUCCCCAUGCAACAACCUGCUUCAACUUCUGAGUCAAGCACUGAAAGCUCUGUCCACGUAGACCUUGAUAGGAGCUCUGUGUCAAAAUCUUUUGAUCUUAACGAAGUGUCCGAAGGAUCUAUGGAGGUAUCGAUGGAUCCUCUUGAGGAAGUUUCAGACGCCGUAAUGAAAUUAGAACAUGAGGCAUGCUCUGAUGAUUCCACUCUGGAAUCCCCAGAUGAUCCUCUUCAGAACUUCUCUGAGGAUCCUCUUCUAGACCCCUUAGAAGAUCCACUGAAAAAUUCCCAGGAAGAUAUUGGAAAAUUCAUGGUGACACUUAACAACAAGAAAAGCAUGGAAGUCGUUAACAAUCUCAAAUUCAUACUUCCAUCAUACUAUCGACGCUGCGAACAGAAUCGACCAAAACUGCCACCGCUGGAAGCUCUUUAUGCGCCAAAAGAACCUCCAAAACCCCCCUCGCCUAAACCCCCAUCGCCUAAGCCCCCUUCGCCUAAACCCACUCCUCCUAAAUGUUCAGGAUGCCCCAAGGAAUGCGAGUUUCUCAAGAAUCCCCCUUGUUUGGGUGUCGCCGGUCUAAAAUCGGAAAAACUCAUACUUAAAGUUGCCGAAAGAAGUCAAAUGAACAGAAUUAUCAAUCUAAAAAAAGAAAUUGAAACACUCAAGAGGAAGUUAAGGGAAAAGGAGAAGCUCGUUGUGAAGUACAAGGCUAUCAUAGAUAAGAAUAAAUCUUCAGGUCCUACAUUGGAUGAGGCCAUGAAGGAUGUGCCUGUUGGUAGUAGGCCUAUUGUUAAUAUGAUUUUAAAGAGGAAAGACAAACCAGAAUGUUCACGUCGGUACGGAACGGAUUUGAAGCAGUUUGCCUUAAAUCUACGUUCAAUUUCACCGAAGGCUUACAACUACGUAAGGCAGGAGCUUGGACUGAACUUGCCUCACUUGAGAACACUAACAAAGUGGAGAAGUGACAGUAAGAAUAAUUCGGAGCCUGUUGACAAAGAUUGGAAGGCGCAGGAGGCACUCUUGUCGCUUGCAAAGAAGUUGGAGGAAGAAAACUACAAGAAACCUCAGUAAAAUGUUGUUUUGUGAUAAGACAGAUGAGUCUGAUGAAGUUCCAAAUAAAAUGAAUUUCGAUAAAUAAAGAGGAUUUCGUAAUGAAGGA
Messenger RNA from Lutzomyia longipalpis, 1987 nucleotides. RefSeq lists its product as uncharacterized. The record is from RefSeq and is a predicted model, not a curated record. NCBI's taxonomy places the organism in Eukaryota, Metazoa, Arthropoda, Insecta, Diptera, Psychodidae. The transcript is spliced from 5 exons. Gene Ontology annotation, molecular function: sequence-specific DNA binding. The coding region runs from base 559 to 1899 and encodes 446 amino acids.